Molecule: messenger RNA, 3381 nt
Organism: Kwoniella shivajii
Lineage: Eukaryota; Fungi; Basidiomycota; Tremellomycetes; Tremellales; Cryptococcaceae
Exons: 3
Coding region: 1-3381 (1126 amino acids)
Source: RefSeq, a predicted model, not a curated record
AUGGCAAUACUGAGUAAUCAUCCCAUGAGAGCUUUAUCUCCCAUAACGGAACUCACUACACCUACUUCAUUACGUACACUUCGACUCCCACUUGAAGAGGCUAAUUACCUUUCUGAGAGAAGAACAUCUUACGAUCAAGAUGGACAACGAGAACAGAAUCACGAGACAGAUGACGAUAGUGUUUACUCUCAAUUAUCCGCUGAAACUGUAAAAGAACAACAUAAAGAUGCCAAUGAUAAUCAGAGAGAUGCUGACGAGCCUGGUACUCCUAUCAGAAAGAGGAGUGUAUCAUUACCUGUAUCAUCACCUACUCCUCCACCAAGAUCACCGAGAAGGAUUAUACCUUCUUCCAAAUUCGAUACCUUAUCUUCCCCACAGAUUGAAUACACGGAAAAUCAACUAAUUCCCUUCCCACCUCAAACCUCAACCGAUGCUCCUGGUGGGUUACCACCUCCUCCCAGAUCCCAAUUACCCACAAAACCUAAACUACUCCGAAGAAUUACACCUCCCGUCACAUCGUCACUGGAUCAUGUGGAUAGGAACAUGACGGGUGUAGGAGCCGGUAAAUCCCUUUCUUCAGAAAUUAGUCAUUCUCUCCCAUCUAGCAUAUAUUCUCAACCUUUGGAAGGCACUUCGAGAAAUGCAUCGCCAUUUAAGGGAUCAUUCCAAGGUCUACCAGCCGAAUACUCUGAGUCAACAUUUCACAACGUUCCCCUGUUUAUCCCUCCUUCCAAUACAAGCAGUGCUCAUCCACUUCCCCGAAGUAGACCCAACAGUCUGAAAAAGCGUCCCAGAAGCUCAUAUAGCUCGAAGCCUAGUAGUACUCAAAGCAGACCCGACAGUAUCAAGGACGAUCAGUCCUUUAGUGGGCCAAUGAACGCAAUCACUCCUGCUUUGGGCCUGGAUCCGCACACCACCCCAAUGCAGGCUCAGGCACAUAUCACGAUUUCUACCGAAUCUAGCGGAUCGUGUAUGUCGCAAGACAAUGUUCAUCCUCCUCUCAUUUCUCACAAAUCGGAAUCAUCACUACACAAACGCUCCAAAUCGGCUCGAUCGGAUACACCAGCAGACAAGUCACCUCGUCGUCGGAAAGUAUCAUCAAUAUUCUCGUCAAUAUUUGGGGUCGACGCUAACAAAGACCACGUUACUCGUAAAUUGUCUAAAAGUAACCGAAAACCCAGUGCAUCUGGGAUGACUACGUCGAGGGAGUCUUCACCCAAAUCUCCUAUGCGUCUCACUGAAUCACCCGUACAAAACGAGGAAGAUGAUUCCAUACAAACUGCAAUCCGAACUUCGGGCACUUUCGGAAUCAGGGAUGAUGGCUCUGAAUUAUCUAAAGAUCGAGGUCAGGAUCAAUCUCCCUCCACAAUAAUGAACGCAAGACAUGGGUUUGACAGGACAGGAAGUGGUAAUGGGUCUGUCAUUACUCAAUCCGAAGGAGUAAGAAGAGUACUGUAUGUGGAAAAUUUAGUAGAAACACCUGAAGCUGGAGCGAUAGAUAUAGAAGCUCACAUUGAGACCGGAAAUGCUAGGCAAGUCUCAAGCAACGGCGAAAAGGGCAGCUUCCCUCACUGGGAAGUGGCUCCAGUGCCUCUAGUAGGUCUGUUGCCUACAGCUACAAACACAAAUUCCCAAGUCGAUCCGCCCACUACUCAUCGUCCUGUUCCGGCUUCGCAUGGGCAGGUCUUCCCUCAUAUCCCGCCUCUUUCACUCAGCAGUAUGAGUGUUUCCCCAGAUACAUCAAGUGCGGAUGAUCAUUAUACUUCCAGCAGCUCAGGCCAUGGACCUCGAGCUCUAUCCACUCCCAAUUCUACCGAUGUUCAAUAUUCUUCCAGCUCUCAUCUUCCCCAUAUUGUUAUUCCCGAAGAUAUGAUAGACCGAUCCGUACAUACAUCUACUAAGUCUUCAACAGCAAGAUCAACCAAAACUCGUCCAUUACCUCGUCCACCGUCCUCCUCUACAACUCCACUGUCAACUCCAAGACAAACGUAUAUACCACCUCUCACAUCAGGUACAUCACAUCCAACUGAGCUGCCACUUCUCAUCGCUAGCCAUUUGCUUUCAACACAUGCAGCGGCACUUCUGAAGCAUUCCACAUCUAUGAACGAAGUCAGCGAAACCAUGCGUAAGAUGGCUAAGGAGAGUUUAGAUCGGGGUAGCGUGAUGAUGGAUAUGGCUCAGAGAAGCGAGACUAUCGAUGGUCUACCUAGACUACGAGGAGACCCAUCGAAACAUGGACAGUACGAAGGUAUUCCUCUACCAAGACGAGAUACUCUUUCUCCUCGAUUUGAGACUUAUGGUCCGGGUACAUAUGAAAGGGAGUAUAAUGGUAGCAACCAGUAUCACCCCAUACAGCAAGCAUAUGACACCCUCACCAAAGAUAAUGACAAUCUUUCGCCUCUUCCCAUUCGACCUAGUGUGGCACGCCAAGCCUCUCAAGCAGAAAUAAGGAGGAGAAAAGGAGAAUCGUUACCUGCUGACCUACUAAAAGAAGCUCAGAGACUGGGUACCGAAGGCUGGACAAGUCUCCAUAGAGCCGAAGAAGCUUGGAGAGAUGCGAUGAACGGAUUGACUGAGAUCGUCAAAGCUCAGUCACUGCGAGAGGAGGAUGAAGAGAGAAACUCCUACCAUGAGGAGCAGACCGUCGAUGAACCCAAAAGAGGUAUGGGGAUGGCUUCAACUUCUUCCCAUCGAAUGGAUGAUCCUUCAUAUCCGUGGUACGCUCCCGCUCAAAGUGCUCCUCAUUCCAAACAGUCCAGCUUGCGGCCUAGCUCGCCGAAUACGACUGUCUCUUAUUCACUUGGAUCCCCAGAUACCCCCCACAAACAAACAGCGUCUUUCUUACCCAAUGAGAUUGACAUGGUUUCGUCGACUACGCCAAUUACAUUAUCUCAAUCACACAUCCCUUUGCCACGACCUCAUCCAUUUCAAGUCAGAAUCAACGAAGUUUCAUUCAAAAGGAUGUCAGAGUCUGAUAAUCGCAGUACGAUUAGAGCAAGACCUCAUUCCCUUCAAAUACCUCAAUCUCGUCCUAAUCUCCUAGAUAAUGUAUCUUUCGGACCUCAGAUUUCUCCCUCGAUUGAGAAUGAAGGAUAUACACUAGAACAUCUAGGCAUCAGUACCGCACCAUCAUCGGUUUCAAAUGGCGAAGAUAGGUUCACACCUUCGGGAAGUACGAUGACUUCUUCUUCGCACUCAAAAACCAAUGAAGAUGCCACGAUCAGAAAGAAUGUUCCGACGACCCGCAGAAUACUGGCUAAGAAACAUCCGUCAACCGCGAAUUCAACUGCAGGAUCUGGAUCUGUAGAGCAUGAGAACAGUGAUGAAAAUGAAACCGUUGGUAGAAGGAAUAAACAUUGGUGGAAUCGUAGGAAGGAGUAA